UGCAAACACAACAUAUAAAAGCAAUCUGACUGUUCAUCAAGAACUUUUUCACCGAGAACAUUUAGAGUGACGGAGCCUCAUGACUUCAGCAGGCGAUUUGGCCUCUGAUCCAAGACCAUAAGGCCACAUUGCUGCAUUUUGGAUUCAUCCUCAGCUCUUCCAAGCAGUGACACUUUUACCACUUUGUGUGCAAACUGGUUGGACUCAAGUGAAAGCUAGUCAAAAAUGAGGAUAAGAACAUAUCCAAGAGCACACAUUCUGCAGACAUUCCAGAGGCAUUGUGAGACUCUUGCAGCCAAUGGAAAUGCAGGAUAUCAAGAGGAAUUUGAGGAGCUGAGUGACACUGCAAAGGAAUUCUCAUGCAGGGCUGGAGAACUUGAUGCCAAUAAAAACAAAAACAGAUAUCCUUUUAUUUUACCCUAUGACCACUGCAGAGUUAAGCUGUCUUUGUUAGAGUCACAGCCACACUCAGACUACAUCAAUGCCAGCUAUGUGCCUGGCGGCAGUACAGAACAUGACUUCAUCUGUACCCAGGCUCCGUUGCCAUCAACUAUGGCUGAUUUCUGGCGGAUGAUCUGGGAGCAAAACGUGCAGGUUAUCGUCAUGGUGACAUCACUAAAAGAGUAUGGAAAGGUGCUAUGUAAUCAGUACUGGCCUCCUGAGAGAGGCACAGGCUGUUAUGGGGCUCUGCAAGUCACCACUGUUUCUCGUCAUCGUGGUCCAGACUGCUACAUCACCACCAUCCACCUACGACAGCAUGGCAGCCCUACAGAUAGACACAUAACACAUUACUAUUACCCUGGCUGGCUGGAUCAGGGUGUUCCGAAGAAUCACACCUCUCUUGUCAAAUUUACUGAUCAUGUACGGAGGCAGCUGGAUGAUGCUCCAAACUUAGGCCCCACAGUCGUCCACUGCAGUGCAGGGAUAGGUCGCUCUGGAACAUUUGUAGCAAUACUGUGGUUGAUACAGCUCUGUGCAAGGGGAAUUCUGCCUGAUGUACGUCUCGCUGUCCGAGACUUGCGCAGACACAGAGUGUUGAUGGUGCAAAAUGUGGAGCAAUAUAUACUUGUGCAUCAGUGUAUUCUUCACUGGCUAGGUGGCAACACGGAGAGACCAAGAACACAGAAUGUUGUGUCUUUUAAGAUAGAAAAGCCACAAAAACACAGGCAAUCAAAGAGGGAUCCAGAGAACCGGAGGAGAAAUUCUGACCAUACACAUCAGCCGAAGGUCUCUCCCUCCUCUCUUCAAGCUUCACACACUCCCCAGCCUCAGCACACAGCAUGGCAAUCCCUACGGGAUUCUCUGCACGCUUUCAACCCUGGAAAACUCCUGCAGAGGUUUAGGCCACCAUCUUCUCAAAACAACUCACAACUGGAAACACAACUGUAAAGCAGAUACACACCAAGGGCUUUUAUUAGUGUUAUUGUUAGAGCAGUGUUUAACACCUAACUGAAUUGCUGAUUAUGUCUUGUUUCGCCUGAAACGUGUCAUGCCCAGCAGAUAGCUGUUAGCCAGAAAGCAGGAUAAUCAAAAGAAAUUUCUCUAAAUAACAGUUCUACAUUUUUAAAAGUGUAGUUAGUCAAAAUAAUGGACAGGAAAUAUGCAUAGUUUUAGAAGUAUUCAAUUUCCAGAUUUUAUGCCAGAAUUGUAGUGGAUCAGUUUUCUGCCAAUAUUACUUGGUAAGUGUUGGAUCCAGUAAUGUUGUUCCGGGCUUUGACAGAUUUAAGAAUUUUGUGUAAAUGUGAAGCAGAACUAUUCACACAAGAAAAACUUCAUUUUUGUCUCGAAUGUAAAACUGAGCGAUGCAGCAAUGGUUCUUCUUAACAUGCUGGUGCUAAAAACAGUCUGGUUCAAGUUUAUAAGAUUUGCAACAUGAGGUAACAUGUAUGUAUAUAAAUCUUCCCAAGAUGUUUAAUACAGCAAUUGAGAAUAAUUUGAUAUUUUUAUAUUUAUAAAAACAUCAAGUGUAAAUAAGUUUCUGUUCUGUACAGCCUUUGAAAUGUUGUACAUACAGUAUAUGUGCGUGUGAUUUUUACUUUUGUUUCAGCCUUUGUUUAUAGGCACUUAAAAAAGUGUUUAUAAAAAUGUUACAUACAAUGUUACACUCAUUUAUCAAGUUGGACAUGAACUAUUUUAGGAGCAUGAGCAAAUUUGUGUCCCAUUAAACCUCAUGAGUUUAGGACACAUCCAAAUUAAUAAAUUGGCUUGGGAUUGUAUAUAAACUAUAGUUUAUAUAAAAUUUUAAUUACAUAACUAUACAUACAGUAUAUUACAUAUGCGUUUAUACUGUGUAUUUAACCCUGAUAACAUAUUGUAAAUUAUACAUUUAAAUAGCCAAAAUAUGUAUAAUUUAAGAAAAUCAAUUUUACACCACAUUGUGCACACUGUGA
Messenger RNA from Clarias gariepinus (North African catfish), 2390 nucleotides. Its product is annotated as receptor-type tyrosine-protein phosphatase beta-like. Gene Ontology annotation, molecular function: protein tyrosine phosphatase activity. The transcript has 11 exons. The record is from RefSeq and is a predicted model, not a curated record. Bases 226 to 1389 code for a protein of 387 amino acids. Lineage: Eukaryota; Metazoa; Chordata; Actinopteri; Siluriformes; Clariidae. Gene Ontology annotation, biological process: protein dephosphorylation.